Messenger RNA from Sclerotinia borealis F-4128, 1473 nucleotides. The record is from the annotation of a GenBank genome assembly. NCBI's taxonomy places the organism in Eukaryota, Fungi, Ascomycota, Leotiomycetes, Helotiales, Sclerotiniaceae.
AUGUGCGAACUCUUUACAGCAACGCAUAGGGGUCAUGAUGGUAGACCAUUCAGGAUGGCUGUCAUUGGGUCAGGACCUGCUGGGUUUUACACAGCUUAUAAGGUGAUGUCUAAAAUUGAGAAUUCAAUCGUGGACAUGUAUGAGCAUCUGCCAGUGCCUUUUGGCUUGGUACGAUUUGGUGUUGCUCCCGACCAUCCCGAAGUGAAGAAUUGUCAAGAUAAAUUUAACGAAGUAGCUGAAUCGCCAAACUUUAAUUUCAUUGGAAAUAUAUCUAUAGGAGAUCAUUCUGGAGCUUUGCCUCUCGCAUCGCUGUUGCCACAUUAUGAUGCCAUCUUAUUUGCCUACGGCGCAUCUCGAGAUCGUACUCUAAAUAUACCAGGAGAAGAUAAUUUGAAGGGUAUAUAUUCGGCGCGGGCAUUUGUAGGAUGGUACAAUGGACUGCCGGAAUAUGCGGAUCUCGAACCGGAUCUUACACAGGGGGAUGAAGCUAUACUUAUCGGGCAAGGAAAUGUAGCAAUGGAUGUUGCAAGAAUCCUAUUGCAAGAUCCAGACGUACUGCGCACGACUGAUAUUACGAAGAGAGCUAUUGAGAUUCUGCAGAAAAGUCAAGUCAGGAGAGUGAGGGUAGUGGGGAGAAGAGGUCCUCUACAGGCGGCGUUCACGAUUAAAGAGGUUCGUGAGCUGGCAAAAUUGAGUUCUGUAGCUUUUCAUCCUGUUGAUAGAUCAUUAAUCCCGGAGGAUAUCUCAAAAUUGCCUAGAGCUUCGAAGCGAAUUAUGGAAAUCAUCAAAAAGGGGUCAAGUGCUUCCUUAGAGUCGGCCACUAAAUCAUGGUCACUUGAUUUCUGCCUCUCACCGAUAUCAUUCAAUCAAAGUCAUCAAACUCCCUCUCAGUUGGGCAGCAUGUCAUUUGAGAAUACUUUACUGAGCCCAGAUCCCUUUGAUCCUACAGCGAAGGCAAUUGGCACAGGAAAAAUGGUAGACCUUCCAGCCUCUCUAGCUUUUCGAUCUAUUGGAUAUAAGUCAGAAGCUUUGCCAGGAUUCUCAGACCUAGAUAUACCAUUUAAUGAUCGCUUGGGCAUCAUACCUAACGAUCCAUUGGGCCGUGUAAUCAACGAUAAUCUAGAAUGGUCAAGUUCAGAUUCGUCCAAGCACAUCCCAGGGAUGUAUUGUGCCGGGUGGGUAAAACGGGGGCCGACGGGUGUAAUUGCUAGUACUAUGCUAGAUGCUUUCUCAACUGCGGAUACGAUAGCGGAAGACUGGUACGCGCACGCGACAUUUCUCAACGGUAAUGCUGGAGGCUCUGGCCUUGGAUGGGAUGGGGUAAAGACUGAAGCCGGCAAGAAAGGAUGUCGAAGAGUCAGCUGGCAAGGCUGGCAGAAGAUUGAUGCAGCCGAGCGAAGGAGAGGUAACAGUAAUGGAAAGGAACGGGAAAAGUUUACAAGUGUGGAAGACAUGCUCAAGGUUCUAGAUUAA